Messenger RNA from Arabis nemorensis, 450 nucleotides. Lineage: Eukaryota; Viridiplantae; Streptophyta; Magnoliopsida; Brassicales; Brassicaceae. The record is from the annotation of a GenBank genome assembly.
AUGAGCUCAAGGAUAGAGAACGUGAAUGCCGUGACAACCAGGAGUGGGAGAGUGUUGAAUCCAGCUGCACCACAAGGGGAAAAUCUUGAACUAGCCAUUGAUCUGCAAGAGACUAAGCCUGAAGAGGUGAGAGAGUCUGCAAAAGAGGACACUGCAAAGGAAUCAUUGCCUGCUUGUGUCUAUGCUCCAAGGGUUCCAUACUCUACCCGCCCUAAGAAGUCAUGGAAGGAUUUAAAAGACGCGAAAUGUAAGGAGAUGUUGGAUGGGCUUACAGUGAAGCUUAGUCUUGUUAAUGCAAUCCAGAUGAUUCCUUCAAUGAAGAGAUAUGUGAAAGGCUUGGUGACAAAUGAUGGACUCAAGCCAGUCAAUGGGGAAGAUGGUUACUUAUACGAGUUUGGAUGGAGCUGUAGAGAGUCCUCUAGUAGCAGCUUUUCCUGCGCCAUUUGCUAA